AUAAAAUUAUUUCAGUUUUCUGUCAAAAUUCGGUCCGGGAAGGUGCCCCUAGAACGCUCGGGUCGGUCGUUUGAAUACUUGAGUGUUUAUGUCUAUUUUUUGGAUGAUCCAAAAUUUUGAGAAUAUUAGAGAGGUGCCGAAAGAUUGUUGAAACGGUCGCAUCCUGUGUAUAAUAUCGAAUGAAGAUUGGUUCCUGUGCUUCAUCUAACUGAGAAGAGUCAGGUGAAGAAACGUUGGGUCCACCGAAGGAGUUUGCAGUCAUUCCUGAUAUCUAGGCACUGUGUCAUCUUUUAUUAGGAGUUCGUCUAUAGUGCUAUGGCUGCUAUCAAAAAUAUUGCUUAGCAGUGCAUUCCGAGCAAAGUGCAUACCCUGUUUAUGUGAAUGGUCCAUAUUGUUUCGUUUACCGUGGCUGUAGGAUAUUGGUACUGGCCAUCUGUGGUGUUGUCAAAUAUAUUAGUUAUCGGAAGAUCUGAAGAUUAUAGUGUAGUAAAAGAAGCAGUGCCAUUCGGAGGCAGAAGAUGAAGUACUUCAGUAAACAGAUAGCAUAUCUGAUAUUUAUGCUUGUUAGUGCUACCCAUAGUGCGGUAUUUUACGUUCAACCAGACGAAAAUUCUACUGUGUCGAUAAUCUCAAAUGACCCUCAAAGUAUACCGGUGGCUCCAACACCACAGGAAAGCCCCCCGGGUGGCAGAUCGCUGAACGUUCAUAACUUCAUCUUUUCCGGAGAAUCCCCACUGGAAUUGACGCUGGACGAACGAAUCGAGCUAGAGAAAAUUACCUGGCACUGGUAUCCCUAUCGGCGGAUAAACUACGUAGUGCUCGAAGACGGUCAGAAGGUCGAACUGCUGUGCGACCAAGGAUCUGCCAUAGACGAACUUCCGGACGAUGUUUUUACGCAGGAGCAGCGAUUGCAGGGUGCGAUUAUAUUGCAUUUUAUUGGCGCUAUCUAUUUCUUCACACUGCUGGCCUACAUCGUGGGAGAAUAUUUCCUUCCUUCGGUUGAAUGCAUUUGCGAAGAUCUUAAGUUGACUCAGGAUGUUGCGGCGGCAACCUUCAUGGCUAUUGCUGGAACGAUUCCGGAGUUUUUCACUAACACGAUUAGUACAUUCAUCGCUGAUUCGGACAUGGGCAUCGGCACCAUCAUGGGCUCUCUUCUGUUCAACACGUUGGGUGUUGCCUGUUUGGCGGGUCUGGCUUGUAAAAAACCGGUUCAACUGGAUUGGUGGCCAAUUACAAGAGAUUGCAUCGUGUUUGCCUUCCACAUAAGCGUUCUAGUUGGGUUCGCUUGGGACGGACGGAUCUACUGGUACGAGUCGAUGGUGUUCGUGAUCCUACUUUUCACCUACUUCGUGGUGAUGUUCCAAAACAAGCCCAUCAUGAAACUGGCCAAAAAGUAUAUUGAAGUAAAGUGGAACCUAUGCGCACGAGUAAUAAGGGAUAUUGAAGAAACUGAACAGGCCGCAUCAGCGAAUGCUGCAGCCAAUGCAAACCGUAAUAGUGCGCUAGAAAAGGUGCGGCUUUCCACGGCGUCCAUUUUGUCCGAUCAGAUGGCAGAGAAGCCAAUGAAGGUGGGCGAUCUGCAGAUUCCAUCCCGCCACGUUCUGCCAGACACGGAAGAAUAUCCACCCAUGUCCCUGUGGAAAAUUGCCCGAGAAACGAAACUGCGCACUAUUUGGUGGUUGUACAGCUGGCCGAUCCGUUUUGUACUAACAUUUACGAUUCCCAACCCGACUUACAUGCGCCGAUGGUAUCCGCUGACGUUCAUCAUGUGUAUCAUCUUCAUUGGCCUCACGUCUUUCCUCACGUUCUGGAUGAUGUCGAUCAUAGGUUACACUCUAGGAAUUCCGGACGGAGUCAUGGGUCUUACGUUCUUGGCAAUGGGAGGCUGCAUGCCGGAAGCUAUUUCGGCAGUUUUGAUCAUCCGAACUGGCAAUGGCGCCGUCGGCGUAUCGAAUGCUCUUGGCGCGAACUCCUUAUCCAUUGUGUUUUCCCUCGGAUUGCCCUGGUUCAUCCGAACGGUGGCUGACGGAGCAAGUACCACCAACGCGUACGUCAUAAUUGCUUCCCACGGUAUGCAGUACUCCAUCAUUGCCCUUCUGUUCGCCGUGGGUUCACUCUACGUUGUGAUCUACAUUGGCAAAUACAAGCUAAGAAGGCGCAUCGGUGUGGCGUUGAUCUUCUGUUACGUCAUUCUGGUGACCUUCAUGUUGCUGAAUGAAUUGGAUAUCUUCUUCCCAUCCGGGAUCGUAUGUUGAAGAAAGAUCGGUCACUCCAGAAUGGACUUCGAAUGCUUCGAACGUGACUUGCUAGAGUAAGUAGGUUCUAACCCAGCGUGACCCGAUGCGGAAAACAUGCUACUCGCUCCUCCCGAAUAUUGGCUAUGUUAAGUAUAACUGUGCUGAUGUGUAAAUAAAUUACUCCCGAAUGAAACCAGUAGAAUGCUGAUGUGAUAUUUUUACAGUGAAUUAGAUUGAUAUUAUGUUGAUGAAACAUACAAGACGAUUAGUGUAACCGCUCUUCAAAGUAGAUCCCAUUCAAUGCUAUGUAUAUGUGCAGAAAAGCAACGGAAAGUUAUCAGAUGUUCGGUGGUUAGUGGUUUAAGUUUGUAUACGAGUUGAUUCAUAUAAGAUACCUUAUAAUUCCUAACAGUUCAUAUGGCAGGCCAAUUAUGACAUGAAAUAUACGUAAUUGCAAUUUGCGAA
Aedes aegypti (yellow fever mosquito) is the source of this 2702-nucleotide messenger RNA. RefSeq names its product sodium/potassium/calcium exchanger 4. Gene Ontology annotation, biological process: calcium ion transmembrane transport; intracellular calcium ion homeostasis. The coding region runs from base 519 to 2255 and encodes 578 amino acids. Gene Ontology annotation, molecular function: calcium channel activity; calcium, potassium:sodium antiporter activity. Gene Ontology annotation, cellular component: membrane. NCBI's taxonomy places the organism in Eukaryota, Metazoa, Arthropoda, Insecta, Diptera, Culicidae. The transcript is spliced from 7 exons. The record is from RefSeq and is a predicted model, not a curated record.